CAUUAUAUAUUACAAUUACUUUUUUAUUGAUCAUAUGAUUACAUACUUGUGAAAAAACGAAAUCUUUAUUAUAUAGUGGCAUGUAAUAAUUACGUGUCCUCUAAAAGUCCUAACAAAAAUAUUUUAAACCUGGAAGACUAUGGACAUGUAAUGUAAUUUCCAUAUUUAUUAAUGUUGGUUCAAGUAACACAGGAAUUUCCAUAUUGGGCUUGAAAUCAAGCCAGUUUUGUUAAAUAGUUUGACUGAUUUUAGAACUUCUGUUUAUGCCUACAAAGGGGCUUACUUUAUAGUAGUCUCUAAAAGCUGUCACAGUCACACUAUGGUGGUGACAGGUUAAUACCUGUCAGUCAAACUAUUUAACAAAACUGGCUUGAUUUCCUACCCCUGAUAAGGGAAAUAAAACCUGCCUCAAUAAGAAGGAGCAUUUAAAAACAUGUAAUAACAGUAGGCUACUGUCUAAUACUAAAGUCUCAACCAACAGGUGGUAAAAAAGGUAGUCUACUCUACUACAAUACACAAUGAAUAACUGCUCACAGUUGGAAUACAUAGUGAAAAGUGAAUAGCUGAUAUCGCAAAGACAGAUCCACAUCACGUGGGAAAACCUCGAACAUCAUAUGGUACAUUACCACAAAAAGCUGCCCUGUUCAACAGAUACCCACAGAACAUGCGAAGAACAUUCCUCUGAGGAGGAGUAAAGUAUUCUCUCAUAUUCGACCGCUUUGAACAAUAUUUGUGUUGGUUUCAUAAGACAAAAUCAGGUACAGUAGCAGGUACAGAGGACACGCCCAUUUAUAGUUUCAUUCCUGAGCUCCAACUCUUUAGAUUGUAUUAUCAAAGCAGAAUAUUUAACUGUAUAUAUCAGUUUAAUAAACAGAAGUUUCUACAUUUCACAGUGAAUAUGAAACCUUGUUGACUCGAGACUUUCGCGGGUCGCUCACCACAUCCAGGAAGUGUGGCACACUAAGGAACUGCUCGAGACUCUUCGCUAGAAAAUUGCAAGACGCAUGAUUUAAAAGGUGUAAUCUUUGACAUAAGUUCACGUUCCCCGAGCUUUUAUAUACGCCACGCGGCAGGAUUUCCGUCUACUGAAACGACACGAUGAACCGAGAGAGAUCAUCUGACGUCUGAAUGGAAGUGACAGACUUUGAAGAGGAGCCUGAGUUACUGCCCAUUUAAAACUGUGAUGGCUUCCACACACGAGAUACUCCACAAUUCAGGACUAGAGCAGAAGCAGACAGUGAAGGGCCGUCUGCUGUCUUCACAGAUGCUGCUGGUGGAUGGUCUGUAUCACCUCGGCCCACUGCUUGACUGUGUAAUAUCCAUAGGGCUGCUCUCUAGAGAAAACUGUUACGAGAUUGAAGCAGAGCGAACGCCCCCCAAUAAAGCCCGAAAACUUCUAGAGAUCGUUGACGCUCAGAUGGAUGAAAGUGGUGCCUCCAGAUUCAUGGAGUGUCUGAGAAAAUGCCAGAAACAUUACCCACGUCUACGAACCUGGCUGACUUCAGAAGAAAAUCAACCCGCACCAGUUUGUAUUCAGCAAGGUCCAACAGAACGUCAUGUUCAGGCCCGGUUUGGUGUUCUGUCCUCACGCCUGGGCUGUUCUGCUCUGCCGGUCUCAUAUGAUCUUUUCUCCAGUGGCAUUUUGACUCAGCUGGAGCUAGAGAAAAUCGAAGCAAUACUCAUCCCAACCCAGCAAGCACAAACCCUGCUGUCUAUCUGUCUGAAGAAAGGAGAAAGAGCGUGCAAGAGCUUUUACGCAGCCCUACAAAAUGAGGACAAGCAGCUGGCUGAGGAACUUAAUGUAAACAGUGUGGUGGAAGACCAUAAUAAAGAGACUGAAGGCAGCAUCGUGCAGAUAGCAGUGGAGGAAACCAGAGGUCACUUGAGGGCAGCUUUACCUCUUUCAGGUGGCCUGCAGCAGGUCAUGGCUCACCUAGGGUUGACUGAGGACGUUGAGAUCAGAUUUAACGUGUGUGAGGUGGGUGUGGCGAUGGGUUUGCCGCGUCGGACGGUCAGAGAGUAUCUUCUGGAAGGGGUCAGCAUAGAAGACUCCGCUCAGCUGGAGGCUCUGGUGUCCCUCUAUAUGGAGAAGACAAAAGAUAAAGACAGGCUAUUGAGCAGAGUGGCAGAACUCAGCCCUCAGUGGGUCCAACUCUCUGAGAGGGGCUGUCUGCUGCUGAGGCUGCUGCAACAGGCCGAGACCCUCCUCCGCAGCGGGAUCCACAGCCACCUGCACAGCUGGGAUCACCUGCAUGACCAGGACCACUUGCGCAGCUGGGACCACCUGUGUCCUGAUGACAGCACGGAUCAGCGGACAGUGUGGGCCAUCUUCAGCUUUCUGAUAUGGGACUGCAUGGCAGAAGUUCUGGAGGAGCCCGAGGCCAAGCCAAGCGGAGGAAUCCUGGGAAUGAUGGAGCAGCUGAGCGCCAGCGGCCGGAUCGAAGGCCCUCUUCUGCAGGAGAUCGAGCAGUGCUGGACUGAAGGAGACGCUGAGAGUCUCCUGCAGAGCGUUCGAGUGCUCGCUCAGGUGCUGAAGGACCUGCAUCCCCAUCAGGAAGGCCUCCAGCUGUCCUCUUCAGUGGAAGGCUUGUUUUCCUGCAGGCCAAGCAGGCUGCACCGGGUCACUUCCUUCCAGGGCGUGUCUUCACGGGUCAUCCGGAAAGCUCUGAGCAGCAUGGUUCCAUCCACCUCGGACCAUGAUGCAACUCUUUUAGCAAGACAGUAUUUGGAGGCGUGUGUUCGUAUUGCACGCCUUUUAGAAGUUGUGCAGCCCACGAGAACCACUAUUGAUUUCUCAAACGCCAAAGUUGCUGCAGUAACCCAGCAUGUUCGGUUUGUUCUGUCAAAUCCUGCUUUUAACUCGGAGUCCUUCGAUGCUGGAAUCCGACAUCGUUUGCUUUCAGUGUUGGAGUUCAAUCCUGCCAAUCUAGGCAUAGGCUCUCUCAUGCAGCUGCACCAGGAGACCCUUUCCGACUUGCAGAGCUACCUACAACUCGGCGAGCAUCACAACUUUCAGUUUAUUCUCGAAUCAGUGAGGAUAAUUGGUCCCGCGAAGCUUUUUUCUGCGAGUAGGGUUCAUGGGCCUGUCGCUAUCGAUAAUGGGGUGGAAGAAAUCCUUCGCUUCAUCACUUCAGAACCUACCUCAUUUUUAGUUCGACUGCAUUGUCUUUGUUAUGAAGAGGGGAGGGGGCGUUUUAAGGUGUGUGUGCCACGUUGUGCGUGUAUAUAUUUGCUCAAAGCUGAAGGUCUGCGGGAUAUGCAGUGGUGCGGAGGGGAUGUUCUGGUGGAGGUCGGUGGGAAAGUGUGGGUGAGAGAGGGGGAAGGUGUGGGCUGGGAUGAGCUGCAGGCUCUAGCUCAGAGACACUGCGCUCAGAUUAAGGAUGACGGCUGCUGCUUUAAGGUCAAGAGCGUUGGGUUGGAGUGUGAGGUCAAGUUUAUAUACAGGAGUGGAAGGCUGUGGGCUGAGCCGCAUAGAGAUUGUGAAGUGGAUUGAAAAUACGAGUAGCUUAACAUUGCAGCGGGCCGCAGCUUGAUAUUUAAUAGUAUUUGAAUAAACAUUUUUGAAAUUUUUAAAGAUUAAAAAUGUAUUUUUAAGGAUUUAGGUAAAAUAUUACAAAUAUUGAAAUUUAAAAACUGUGAAAAAAACCUUUCUAUUUUAACAGGUGCAGGAAUAGGCUGGGAUUUCUAAAUCUCUUUAAGAGUCUGGGAUUUAGCGUUUGCUUUCUACAGUCAUCAUUAAUUGUUUGUGCUUUUUGCAUUAUUUUAAGCUUUAUAUUGCCAGUGUGUCUCAAUCCUUCAGCACCAAGGCAAUAGCCAAGAGAGAGCUGCAGCUUUUACCUGUCAGUGGGUGCCAAAUGGCUCCUAUAUAGCUGAAAGUGAAAUCGUGAGUUAUUGGUUUAAAUUUCAACAGAUUUUUGAUUUUACUUGAACUCAAACAGUGUCCUGUUAAAGGUGUUGAUGCUAAACAGUUUUUUAAAAACAUGUUUAUUAUUCUAUUGUCAAACUAUCGAAAUGUCUAUAUCUAUAAAGUUCAGAAACAUGGCUGUGAUGGCAUUUUAUCAAGUAAUCCUAAUAGUUGGUUUUGCUUCGCACCAUAUUUUCAUAGAUGUGAAAGCUGUAACAAUGACGUCUUCAUGGUUGCAUUUUAGUCUUUUGCCAUAAACUAGAUGCAAUUUUGAUAUCCAUGCUUUUUCCCCACAGAUAAUGUUUUGGGCUUAUUAGGGGGUUUUGCACUAAAGGAAUUUUUUUCAUUGUUCUUAGAACUGUUAGAAGUACCCAGAUGAAUUUUGCAUGUUUGUGCCACAAGAACGAUGAACAAUUGUAGUACUAGGUUUGUCAUGUGGGGGAACUGAAUUAGCUCCUACUUCAGAUUAUGUCUAAUCCAGCACAAUAGGUACUAACGGUGACUAAAUGUACGAUGGUCCACUCAAAACACUGGCACAGUAUUUUAAGGUGUUAUAAGACAUACAGAUUCAAAAUGCUAACGGUAGCAGCAUAUUUGUCACAGGUGCUUUAGUGUUUUUUUUUUUGUUUCAAUAGCAUAACAUUUAUGUCUACAUUCAAUCAUCUCUAUUAGCUUGAAACACAAAAGGACAUAAAGCUUUGAUCAUGGUGUCUAUAUUCUAGCUGUCAGUUGGCUUAUAUCAGUUCCAAUGAGGCAUGGGCCAGUAUAAGAUUCUGAUGGUAUGAUAACCUUGGAUAAAAAUAUCAUGGUUUCACGGUAUUGUGAUUGCAGAAAAUUUUGGCGAUUUUAAAACCCUGACUUUUCCAAACCGCGUAUACCUUGAACACGGUUAUCAUCCCAUGCCUAGUUCCGAUUAGUAGUGCUUAUUCAUCUGAAGCAGAGACUAAAUUUAUCAUACCUCUGUGCAAUUUCAAAGGUAAAGUCAUGAAAUUUGCACCAUCUGAAGAAUUUCUAGAGUCCCUUAAGAAUUUUCUCUCCAACAGAAACGCUGCUUGGUUAAAAGUGACUUCGGCAUGAGCAGUUUUAAGUAACAUAUCUAAAAAUAACAUAUCUAAACAACUAUGAACCAAAUUGUGCACAAAAUGUUUCUGAAAUGUCAUGGUCAUGUAUAUCUAUAGCAAGUGGUAGAUUCCAUAUACAUUUCAAAGGAAAAUCUGAAAAUUCAGAAUCUUCCAUCAGAUCAUAGUGCUAAUGAAACACAGCAGGUUUCAUUUAUUUAGGAAAAUAUAGAACCAAGAUAGAGCAUUUAAUAUAACUUGGGGUAGAGGUCUGCAAUCCUGCGGCUGUCCCGCGGGCGCCGCGGGACCAGACCAGAUUUUUGCGGCACGGGUAUAAAUUUCCGAAUAAAUCGCGGGAGCAGUCGGUAACGGGUUUAAUUUGGGAUGGGAGCGGGCUGUCUAGCAAUAUCGCUCCAGACUCG
Danio rerio (zebrafish) is the source of this 5384-nucleotide messenger RNA. Lineage: Eukaryota; Metazoa; Chordata; Actinopteri; Cypriniformes; Danionidae. The record is from RefSeq and is a predicted model, not a curated record.